AUUCAGAGCUCAGCGCUAAGAGAGAUAUGAGCGGUACUUCAGGUCUUCUUCAGCUAUGGCAACUUCCGUCCUCAUCACUGUUUUUCGGCCGUUCCAAAGGUCUGUACUUGGUUCCUGUACGUGUUUUGUAUCCAAUGUCAUGUUUUUGUAAGCAAAUGCAAACUACUACGUAUGCAAUUGCUAAAGGAAGCUAUGUAUCAAAUCCACAGAACCAACAAGAAAACAAAGAAAAAUUGACACCUAAGGUAGAAAAUGUAGGUGCAUUUCAAAAAUUACCCAUGGUAAUGCCGUCUGUAGAUAUUCUACAUUCAGCACUAAGGAAAGCAAGGAGGGUCUCGCCUACAAAGGGCAUUGCUAAUGCUGCAAAACGUGAGAGAAAUAAAGGCGCAAAACAACUUGACGCAUUAAUGAAGGAGUUGGCUGUGCCUUUGAGGACAUACAAAGAGAACUUCCCAAACAAAAAAUAUUUGCACCCUUAUGAACGAUCUUUGAUUGAGUUAACGCUCGGAGACGGAAACUAUGAAGAUGUAUUGGGAAAGUUAGAAGCUUUAAGGAAAAAGGUGGUAUCAGUUGGAAAGGAACAUGCAUCAUUAUGUGCUAAGUCAUUAUCUAAACGAGAAGCAGAGGAGCGACUGAAUGAGGGAUUGAAAAGAAUUGAGGAAAUAUUUGAUGGUGAUGGAAAAGCUGUUGAUGAACUAUUGAACAUUGCCAAGACAUUACGGGCAAUGCCAGUUGUCGAUCUGGAAACACCAACUCUCUGUCUUGUUGGUGCUCCCAAUGUCGGAAAAUCAUCUUUGGUUCGCGUACUUUCGACAGGGAAGCCUGAGAUCUGCAACUAUCCCUUCACUACUAGAGGAAUUCUGAUGGGUCAUAUUAAUUUGAGUUACCAGAAUUUUCAGGUUACUGAUACCCCUGGUAUCUUAAGGAGAUCUGAUGAGGAAAGGAAUAACUUGGAAAAGUUAACACUUGCUGUACUCACUCAUUUGCCAACUGCAGUACUUUAUGUUCAUGAUUUAUCUGGAGAAUGUGGGAUGUCACCUUCUGAUCAGUUUGUGAUCUAUAAGGAAAUGCGAGAGAGAUUCAGCAGCCAUAUUUGGCUUGAUGUCGUGUCCAAAUGUGACUUACUGCAAGCAUCUCCUGUCAUCUUUGCAACAGAUGAUUGUAAUGUUGAUAACUUUGAGCUGGUGAGGUAUAGGAAGAUGGGACCUGAUGGAGCCCUAAAUGUGUCGGUAAAGAAUGAGAUUGGUCUUCAUGAGUUGAAGAAAAGAGUUUACGAGCUGCUUGUUUCUCAAUCAGAAAGGAUCAAAAAUCAAAAGAGCAAGGAGGAAGAGCUGGAAGUUCCAAGCUAGUUGGUCUUAUGCAUUCCUAACAAAUCUCUAACCUGCUGGAAAUUGGCUGCAGGUUUUUACGCUUGGUAAUUAGCUGGAUCAUGGUCUAU
This is a messenger RNA of Solanum verrucosum, 1438 nucleotides long. RefSeq names its product nucleolar GTP-binding protein 1. The transcript is spliced from 14 exons. Gene Ontology annotation, molecular function: GTP binding; GTPase activity; RNA binding. The coding region runs from base 27 to 1349 and encodes 440 amino acids. Lineage: Eukaryota; Viridiplantae; Streptophyta; Magnoliopsida; Solanales; Solanaceae. Gene Ontology annotation, cellular component: nucleolus. Gene Ontology annotation, biological process: ribosomal large subunit biogenesis. The record is from RefSeq and is a predicted model, not a curated record.